This is a messenger RNA of Diorhabda sublineata, 1603 nucleotides long. It is a transcript of the gene PGS1, whose product is annotated as CDP-diacylglycerol--glycerol-3-phosphate 3-phosphatidyltransferase, mitochondrial. Bases 109 to 1545 code for a protein of 478 amino acids. The transcript is spliced from 4 exons. Gene Ontology annotation, biological process: cardiolipin biosynthetic process. Gene Ontology annotation, cellular component: mitochondrion. NCBI's taxonomy places the organism in Eukaryota, Metazoa, Arthropoda, Insecta, Coleoptera, Chrysomelidae. The record is from RefSeq and is a predicted model, not a curated record. Gene Ontology annotation, molecular function: CDP-diacylglycerol-glycerol-3-phosphate 3-phosphatidyltransferase activity.
UUUGUCAAAAGAAAUUUCAUAAACGUCAGAUUGCUGAAUCUUUGGUUAUGUUUAUAUUAGUAUUAAUAGUCCGGAAUAUAUUAAAUAACACCUAAAUGACAUUUGAAAAUGAUUAGAAGAUUAUUCAGUGUGCUAGAGACAACAUUACCAUCUGAACAAAUUUCUUACACGCACUCAGUAAUAAAAAAUGAAAACAUACCUUUUGGAUGGCUUCUUACUGUUGCACCAUGUUUCUCUGUAAGUGGUAAAGAUAUAACGAUUUUAACGGAACCUGAAGAAUUCUACAAUACUCUACUAACAAACUGUUCUACUGCCAAAGAACGUAUUACCUUAGUUAGUCUAUAUUUAGGAAGUGGUAAUUUGGAACAGAAACUAUUAGAGUCCAUAAGGAAUAACAAGAGUUAUAGAAAUAAAAAACUCAGAAUUAAUAUUUUGUUAGAUUAUACUAGAGGAAGCAGAGGUACAUCGAAUUCUAGAAAUAUGAUUUUACCAUUAAUUCAGGAAAAUACUAAUUUGAAAGUAUCUUUAUAUCAUACACCAGAAUUACGUGGUUUUCUUAAAAAGAUUGUACCUGAUAGAUGGAAUGAAUUAUUAGGCUUGCAACAUAUGAAAAUCUAUAUUUUUGAUGACACGCUUAUAAUUAGUGGUGCAAAUUUAUCAAAUGAUUAUUUUACUAAUCGUCAAGAUAGAUAUUUUGUAAUCAAGGAUAAAAAUUUAACUGAUUUUUAUUCUGGUUUAAUUAAUGAAGUUCAAGAUUUCAGCUUACAUUUAGAUAAACAUGACAAUAUUGGAUUGUCUAAAAAUUGGAAACAAUUGCCAUACGAAAGCAAUAAGAAAUAUUUUGUCGAAAAAGCUGCCGAUAAAAUAAAAUAUUAUAUACAAAAUGCUAUGGAUAAGAACUGCAACUGCAACGAUAACAAUAAUUCAAAAGACACAUGGAUAUAUCCGAUGGUACAAAUGGGACAACUUGAUAUUAAUCAUGACGCCUUGAUUACCAAUAAAAUAUUGGCUGAUGCUCCUCCAGGGAGUAAGUUGAAAAUAGCUACUGGAUAUUUUAAUCUAACAAAAGAUUAUAUGAAUACAAUAAUAGAUAAAUGUGAAGCAGACUGUGACAUUCUUAUGGCUCAUCCCAAGGCCAAUGGUUUUUUAGGAGCAAAAGGUUUGGCUGGGGGGAUACCCUAUGCAUAUUCAUACAUAGCCAAGAAUUUUAAAAAGUUAUAUGAACAAAAAAAUCAACAACAUAGAAUUCGCUUAUUUGAAUAUUAUAGGGAAAGUUGGACAUAUCACUCUAAAGGUUUAUGGUAUUACAUGCCAAAUGAAAAUGUUCCCUCGAUGACAUUGAUUGGAUCUCCGAACUUUGGAGAAAGAUCGGUGAAACGAGAUUUAGAAACCCAAGUGGCAAUAGUAACAAAAAAUUCAGAUUUGAGUAAUCGCUUGAAUCAAGAAUGUUCGAGGUUAUUUGAAUUAGGAUUGAAAGCAGAAACGGAAAGGAAAGUUCCAGUUUGGGUUAACACUUUUGUUUUAUUUUUCAGGAGUUACUUUUAAAACAUAUUUUGUUGUAGAUUUUGUUGAUUUCAUUUUUGAAUAUAUUUAAAGUUGCCAA